Porites evermanni is the source of this 7534-nucleotide messenger RNA. The record is from the annotation of a GenBank genome assembly. Lineage: Eukaryota; Metazoa; Cnidaria; Anthozoa; Scleractinia; Poritidae.
UAUUAAGACGGUAGAAAAGAAAUGUCAGCAUCAAAGAAUAACGCAUGACUAGACAGGAUUAGCGAGUUCCGUAAAGAGUGACAGAUUUAGGCUUUAGGAAUGAGCUCAACACGCUAGUUACUCGUACAAUACUAAACAAACAAGCCAUCACGCAUAUAUUAUACUACGGGAAGGCGAAUGACUUAAUUCACUGCCAAGUCUAACAGGAGACAGUCAAGAUAAGCCAGAAGUCAGGGAAAGGUAGAAAGCGCUCUUAAUUUUUCAACAGGAACAGGUACAAACUUUUAAUGAUUUUUGCACUUUUUCAUUACGAAACUUCCGCACUCUUCCUCGACUACUUCUAACUUUUUCACCAUUUUUUAAUAUUACUUUUCCAAAACAACUUUAACUUUUCCAAAACAAUUUCAAUUUAUUAUCAAUGGAAGAAAACAAUAAUAAUAAUAAUAACAAACAUCACUGCAGUAAUCUAAACUGAUUACAAAUUUUGACUCAAGGAAAUAUCCCAUAAAUUGAUUUCUUCUGGAAGUAAACUAUAAUAACGGCCUGAUUACACGUUAUCAACCGUAUAUUCAUGUAGUACGUUCACUUUAAACAUUAUAAGGCUUGAGAUAUCCGCUAUAGUUUGCGAAGAUAAAAAAACCCGCAGUUGUCGCAUUGGUCUUUCUCCAUCAACCGAUCUUCUAAAGUUUAUUUAAUUUUUAGGAAAAAGACAAUCAGCCAGCUUUAAAUAAAGUUUAGUCCUGUUUAAGAAAAAAAAACUACGCUGCUGAUUUAACAAGCGCUAUCAAUUUCUUCAGAUUUGAUCGGAACUACCUCAUCAAUGGAUUAUAACUCUGAAAGAGGCUACUAAGAAGACUAUGUUAAAAAUCGGAACUACGAAGUUAAUAACAUACUAAAAACAACCAAAAUAUUACUAACCCAGUUAUUUGCACCACAACGGAACGAAUUUGCCCGUCAUUUCCCGUUAUUUAUAAUGACCGAAAUCUCCGUUUGAUCAGCCAGUGAACUGAUAAUGAUAAUAUCCUAUAACGCGGAAGUCCACAAGACCAAAAAAUCAAAGACGACAUCAACCUUAUUAAAAAAGGUAACUUUGUGGACGUUUGAUUAUUUUAAGAUUUUCCUUUCGUCGAUCAAACCGUUCGUAGGAAAAAAGCUUUCAUCUUGAAAAAACGAACAAAUGAUAUAAAAAGGCGUUUUAGCUAGAAUUUGCGAAAAAAUCCGUGUCGGACUUUAUCCGAAGCUUCAAUGUUACUAUUACGUAAAACACGAUAAAGGGAAAUUCGGACUUCACUCUCAAGAAUAAAGACAAUUAGUAAAGUUUACUGAUGGGCCUUAAAAACAAUCCAACAAAAAAGCUAAUUUUGUUCGACACAACGUACUAGCACAAACAUAGCGUGACAAAAAUAUAGGAUUACCAAAAAAUAAAGGUCCAAAAAUACUGUAAAGCGAUUUAGUUAAACACAAGGAAGCCUAAGAAGGAUCAAGUGUGUUGUUGUUGGCUGGGAACGGAAAAAGCUUUGUAUUGUGGUAAAUGACGAAGUCAGCUUUCAUAUUUGGCGUACUAGAGAGAUUAUUCACCAACAUGACUUAUGCCAUGAAGGAGUGAAUCCGGUAUACAAGCAUGAACCGCGACAUUAGGUCAGUGAAGCUCCAACCUUUGCCUGAGCAUUGUUUCCCGGGUACCAUCCAUUUCCGAUAAGAAUCCAGUGCAAAAAUGUUUACAGUAACACUCUCUAAGGUGGACACCUUAAGGACCAGCACUAGGUGUCCUUCUGAGAGAAAUGUCCCCCUAUAGAGAGUCAAAUAAAAGGGGUAAAGAAGGACGGGGACCAACUCUAGUUGUCCGUCUUAUAAAAGGUGUCCGUUAAGAGAGUGUCGACUGAAUUUCUCUCUAGCUGGAUCUGAUCUUUUUACCUUUUCCACCACUGUUAAAAGCUUCGGUAAUGGUUGCGGCCUCUAACUAUAAUUUCAAAUUACUUUCGGACUAGAAUUCUAGAAUUCAAACUGUUAAACGUCCAGAUUUAAAGUAGUGUUAAGGUAUUAUACUGAUUGUUAGAAGAUAUGCGCAGUGAUUGCUUAUUUUACCAAGCAGAAUAGAUUUCGGACCGGUAUUCGGGUUUUCAAAGUUGAACACAAACGCACCUUACAGUACAAAACCUUUUCAGUUACGGGAAACCAAAUCAAGUAGGCCGGUGACUGGAAUAGCGUAAAGAUGGAAAAAAAAAGAGAAUUCUCAAAAAACUCUUAGCCUAAAUAUCGCCCAGGACGGAAAUAUUGCCGUGGAAAACAUGUAAUUUGCUUAAUGCCGGUUUUUUGAAUCAUACAUGUCCUCACAAUCACGAUUUAAAGAGUGAACUAUUUCUUUGAAAAAAGAAAAUGUAAAUUCUUGUCGAGAAUUUGUAGGUUUUAGCUGAUUUUAUAAGGGCUUCUUGAGCGUUUACAACUAAAAGGAUAUCGUAAAACCGACAGUGAAUAACAACACCAACUGAAAGGAAAUUCAAAAAGGAUGAUUGUCUCCAGCCAUGCACCUAGUUUACGAACAAGACAAUAUUUUUCCUUAUUACAUCUAAAUCAAAGUCUAAUCAUCUCACUGACUUACGCAGCCCGGCUGCAAAACUAAAGAAGACGGAAGUUGUAUAUUUCCUUACUUAACGAUUUACAGCAGAACCGCAUUCUCUAUUUUGCUGGCUAGUUUCUUAUUUUACAAGAUGAUGAUCUUAAAAAUCUAGCGCUUAUUUUCAGUUACAUUAACGUGUUGGUCAGAAAAUGAAUUAAAUAUUUUGUCUCUUGUCCAGCUGGUUAAGUUUCAUGCAGUUUGUCACGUAACAUUUAUGUAAAAAUGGUUUUGAAAACACACUAUGCAUAUGAUCUCGGAUGAUCACAGUUUCUUAUUUAAUUAAUUACUCUUUUCCUGGUUGUACGCAUUACAAAAGCCCCUUCCUAGGAGGUCUGCUUGGCUGCAAUUAGGUCAACAUCAAUCAGUGUCUUCGGCGAAUAUCUUGAGUAAACUAUCGGCAUUACACAUAGAUAAAGGUGUGUACUUUAUGAUAAACCUGGUUUAGGGUACAUAGUACAGAGGCUGGCUUUCUAAAGCGCGAUUUGUUUAACCCCAUGGCUGGGUUUUCUAUUCGGAAAUGAGCAGCUUCAAGAGAGCAAAUUAAAAAAAAUCCUUCUAGGCAUCCUUGCGCUUUAUUACGAAGCUCAUAUGGAUUACGUGUUAAUAUCCUUCUGUGCCCUUUAUCAAGUCGAAACAGAAUUAUGGAUGUGACAAUGGAGAGAAACAUUUAAGCUUCUGAAUGAAAUUUAGGUGGUUUCACAUCAAAAUGCAAAGGUUUUGCAACUGGAACACAAAGGUAUUUAAAAGGGCAUCGGUUAGUGAAAAGAGCCUGGAGGCAACAUAAAUUAGACUUUCAAUAUACCUUCUUCUCUUUCUCAGUCUGCUUGCUUAUGAGCUCAUUAUAGGAUUCACUAUUCUGGCCUUAUUGACGAUUGAUCACUUUAGCUGAAAAACGAAAGUAAAGGGCGAAGCAAAUCUACUUACAAUCUUUUCAAUUAAUUCUAUUCAAUCCGUCGCAACCCUUUUUGGUACAGAGAAGGUGUGGUGACCCAAGCUUCCAUGUUUUUCAAUUCGAGAGACCAAAAAUACGUAUGCAUAAGAACUAAAUAUUCUUAAGGGUGUAGAGUAAUUUAUAUAGCUGUAGAACCUAGGAAUAUAUUGUUUAUAGCUGUAGUUGUCUACCGCGACUGAUUAAAGUCUCACUAAAAUUGUAUCAGUUCGCAGUGGUUUCUCAUAAGGCCAAAAAACGACAACACGUUAUGCAUAGAACACAGAAUAGUAGACUAUACGAUAUUUUCAACUUUUUGGUGGGCUAAUCGCCUAGAAAAGUGAGCGAUAAAUAAUUGAAAUUAAUGUACUGUUAUAUUUUUCGUAGAAUAUUGAACAGAAAACAAGAGGAUUUUAAGAGGAGGAAAUAAACACAGGUUCUCCACUUUAAGCUUGAGGCGGGUUAGACAACUGAUAACAAGCAUAUCAAAGACGGCCCGCAAAUACAGACAAUAGCGUGCAAGAUGGAAUCAGAUUUGAGCUCUUCGUCUUUUUCUAUAGAUAACAUCCUUAAACCUGAUAAAUGCGACUCAACAGAGGAGCCUCGCUCAGCGGAUCGGGCGUUAACACUGGCUGAGCGAUUAGCUGGUAUGUAGCAUGUGAUAUAAGUAUAACAGAAUACACUCUGUAUAUUAAAGUGCAAGCCAGAACUUUCUUUGCCUUUAAAAACAUUAGCAACGUCAAACCCAAAAGGUCAUCUAUACUUACUUAUGCUUAAAAAAAAUCGUUCAUUGAUCUAGUCAACAGAACCACCCGUGCUUGUCAGUCUUGCUCGAAAUUUGCCUUAGUAGAGCAUCUUUUUACAAUGGAUUUACUGUAACAUACGAUCAAGACAUUUUCUGCUCAAGAUUGUUCGUUUGUUGUUGUUUUGGUUUGCGUUUUCGAUUUUUGAAUUUACAGUGUCGUAAUUAUUUGGCGCUCAGGCUGGAGAUCGCUUAACUUUCAAAAAAAGAUUUGACUGAAAACUUGUGUAGCAUGCUAAAACACUCUGUAUCUACCUAGAAACGGUAGAUUCGUUGUUACUUCAACGCAUGAUAGGGACCUCUGUAGAAUAAGCUCUCGUAACUGAAAGAAAAUAAAGCAGUGAUUUUACUUCAUUGAAAAGCAAAAUACUUUUUUCUACGCUAUUUCAACUCCUGGUAACCACCACUUGAAACAUAAGAGUUGCUUCUGUUUACGUUUAUUACCCUUUGGUCAAAACAGACAAAAUAUAUCAAGAGACAAGGCAUUUUCCAAACAAAAUAAACUAUUCUCAAAGUGAGACCAGGGCUCGACUAUGUGUACAUGCGUUCAAGCUACUACCCUAGACCGAGCCGAGCCCAGCUUCCGUUUAUAACUUAAAAAAAGAGAGCGUGAAAUAGACGGACACAGCUGCUCAGGAAAAUGUUCUGGCUUGCUAAGGAUAGGAUAAACACCUUAGUCCAAAUGAAAUUUAAGGAGGUAAAACUGAAAAAUAAUAAUAAAAAAUUUGUUUGCUCCCUACUUUAAUAACAGGAUGAGUUUGUCCUUGACCAACCCAUGUACCUUCCUUUGCUACCUUGCUCACCUUUGCCUUAAUUUAAACUCUAUGAAUUACGAAUCUCGAAAUUCAACUUAGACAAUUGAAAAGUAGAAAAGAUGGUGAGGUUUUAAGCUCUGUUAAUUCACGAGUGCCAACGUAGUUCAGUGGGUUAAGAGCGCCCGAGCAGUGUCUGCGAAUUAGUUUAGAAUCCUGACUGGCGCUUUCGACGCGUUAACGCGCGACAAAACCCUAGGAGCGUUUGCGUGAAAAGCAUUACACAAUUUUCAGGUGGACUGGAAGUUUUCUAACUUUAUCAGAUGAAUAGAAUGUGUCUGAUUUUUUUUCUAGAUAUCAUACUUGAAGUGCAUUAUGGAUCAUCAAGAGGAAAACACCGACGCACGCGCACCGCGUUUACUCAUCAACAGCUUCAAAUACUGGAAAACACUUUCUCCAAGACACAUUACCCGGAUGUAGUAAUGAGAGAGCAAUUGGCUGCCUAUAUUAACAUUCCAGAAUCAAGAAUUCAGGUAAAUGGAAGUAACUGUAUUAGCAAAAAGUGCUUAGUUAUUACAACCUGAAUAAUUUCAAAUUCGGGUAGAGUCAAUGCAAAAGAUAUAUCUAUCUGCUUAUGUGCGGCAGACUAGCUAAAAGAGGAUAACAUUUAAAUUCGUUGACCAAAGCAAUGAUCGCCUUCACCCUUAGAUAAGAAAAUAUUAAUCUUUAAGGGACUUGAAAUAGCAUUUGGGAAAACUGGAGCAUCUUCACGAGUAUGCUUAUAAGUUAACAUCCAGUCCAAAAGAAGUAGAAAUCCACAUAAAACAAAGCGUUAAUGUUAUGCCUCUUUUCCAAGACGAGUAAAACAGCUAACGAGCUGGCGUAAAUAAUAAUAAUAAAAAAUGUUAGUGCCGAAUAAACCGAUUUACAGAGUGCCAUGCCAUGAAACUAAAGGCGCAUAAAGAUGAUUUGUUAUUUGUAGAGCCUCCUCCGUCUUCUUGAUCGAGGAAGAGAAAAUGAGGCUUUGCCUGAAUCGCGUUAAAGCCAAAACGUCUGGGCGCGUCAAACCGGUUUUUCUAGUGUGAGUCAUUAUUGAUAAACCGAUGGUCAUAAAUGAGCCUGCUGUACCAAGCGCACGGCUUUUAGGACUGGGUUCGCAACUGUAUCCCAGCAGCAUGCAGCGCAUGCCCAACAAAGAUAUCACGUAGAGCCUUUCUCGCCAAAAUCGAGCAAGCGAAAAAAGGGUUUCUGACAGGGUCGGUGUUGUAAGAGCGAUUAGUGAUUAAUACUCCAUUAAUAAAUUUCAGGUGUGGUUUAAAAACCGAAGAGCUAAAUACAGGAAGCAAAUGAAAGACGGCGAGGAAUUAAAUACGGCCGAGAUGGAAAACAAAGCGAUGGAACGUCACUAUAACAGUCAAGAUACUCCGCCUUGGAGCCCACAACAUUUUUAUGGAGCCGGUAGCUUGCCAUUUGGACCAGGGAGUGCUGUUUCAGCUCCAGGCAAUUUCGGACAAUACUCCUGGCCAUCUGUGCCGUUGUAUACCUCAAGUCCUUGCGCGUGUAUGCCUUCAUACUCUGAAAGUACAAAAAGGGCUUGGUCUGCAUGCACGGCGUGUUAUGAAAAUACGGACACUAAAAAACAUUUAAAUUGACUGCCAGUAGCUUUAUCUCUUUAACAGUUGGUGUAUGGGCGGUCGAGAUUUGGUUAACUUGAGUAAAAAAUGCUGUGUAUGUCUUUUUGUGUAUAUAGAUGUUACACACCCACUGACACUAAAUUCCAGUGAACCUUUUUCACAGUAGUGGAAAAAAGGAAAGGAAAAACUAACUUACAUUGUAAGUUUGGCAUUUAAAAAACUUUCACCAAAGAAAAGCUGAGUUAUAAAAUCGUAUUGAGCAACAACUUAGUGAAAAUGGAUAGGGGAUUGUCAUAAUCAAUAUUGAAGAUGUAAAAUAUCUUAAAAGCCAAAAUAAACACACCUCAUUGUUUGUAAAUAUUUGGCAACUGAGAACUAAUAAGUUAAUAAACUCAAUCGGUCGCCGAUGUGACCCUCCAGGAUGGUAAAAUUUGUACACUUCUCAAGUGAGAUAAAUUGUGUGUUGUAGUCUUGUGUGUUGUAGUCUUGUGGUUUAGGUAGAUUAUUUCACAAUUCAACCAAAUAGUUACCUAAGAGUGUGCUAACGACGUUAGGAAACGCUAAAUCCUCCGACGUUUUUAAAAUUUCAUCUUGAAUGUCUAGUUUUUGGAUUAAGGGCAGCAAAUCUGGUUUCGGAUUAAGAUAAGAAUUCCCUGAGAGCUAGACAAUUUAUCAAAUCCGCACACAAUAUAGUGCUCAAAGUAUUUCUAGAGAUUCAAGAUAAAAUUAAAAGCUAGAGUGAAGUCUGGUCAUAAUAGCUAACAUAGUGCGGGUACACAAAGCUGAACUGAAAUAAGAGAA